This is a messenger RNA of Manacus vitellinus (golden-collared manakin), 2760 nucleotides long. RefSeq names its product alkylglycerone phosphate synthase (gene AGPS). The transcript has 21 exons. Bases 14 to 1861 code for a protein of 615 amino acids. Gene Ontology annotation, molecular function: alkylglycerone-phosphate synthase activity; FAD binding. Gene Ontology annotation, biological process: lipid biosynthetic process. Lineage: Eukaryota; Metazoa; Chordata; Aves; Passeriformes; Pipridae. The record is from RefSeq and is a predicted model, not a curated record.
GAGACUGUGGCCCAUGAGUAAGUCCACACUAAGGGAUCCACCCCUAAGGGACUGGGGUCUGUGGAUAAGUUCACACUGGAGCAGAGGCAAGGAUGGGGUGAAGCUGAAGAACUCAGAUUCAGUUCCAAGGAAAAGGAGAAUGAGGCAAGAACUUUUGAAGUGGAAUGGAUGGGGAUAUAAUGACUCCAAAUUCAUCUUCAAUAAGAAGGGGCAAGCAGAAUUCACAGGAAAAAGGUACAGAUUAGGUGGUAUGAUAUUACCAACUUUUAAGGAAUGGAUAGAAAAAACCUUUGGAGCAAGUCUGGAGCACAAAACUACCUCUAGAGCAUCCUUAAAUGUUAAUGAUGUACCUCCAUCCAUUGUAAAUGAAGAAUUUCUUCAGGAUCUUAUAGCCACUAAAAUCUCAUAUUCCCAGGAUGCAGAAGAUAGGGUAUUCAGAGCUCAUGGUCACUGCCUACAUGAGAUAUUUGUACUCAGGGAAGGAAUGUUUAAGCGAAUUCCUGAUAUAGUUGUAUGGCCUGUUUGCCAUGAAGACGUAGUUAAAAUUGUGGAAUUAGCCUGCAAACACAAUCUCUGCAUAAUACCAUUUGGUGGAGGGACAAGUGUCUCUAGUGCCCUUGAAUGUCCUGAAGAAGAAAAAAGAACAAUUAUCUCGCUGGAUACAUCACAAAUGAAUCGGAUUCUCUGGAUAGAUGAGAAAAACUUAACAGCUUGUGUAGAAGCUGGCAUUGUUGGACAAGAUCUGGAGAAACAGCUUGCUGAAAGUGGCUUCUGUACAGGCCAUGAACCAGACUCCAUGGAGUUCAGCUCACUAGGAGGAUGGGUAGCAACACGAGCAUCAGGCAUGAAAAAAAACAUCUAUGGAAACAUUGAAGAUCUGGUGAUUCAUAUAAAAAUGGUAACUCCUAGAGGAAUAGUAGAAAAAAAUUGUCAAGUACCUCGCAUGUCAACAGGACCUGAUAUCCAUCACUUCAUUAUGGGAUCUGAAGGAACUCUUGGAGUGGUUACUGAAGUUACGAUAAAGAUUCGUCCAGUCCCUGAAUACCAGAAGUAUGGCUCUGUGGUCUUCCCCAACUUUGAACGAGGGGUGGCCUGCUUAAGGGAAGUGGCAAAGCAGAGAUGUGCUCCUGCAUCAAUUCGCCUUGUCGACAACGCACAGUUUCAGUUUGGUCACGCUCUUAAACCACAAGUUGCUUCCAUUUUUACAUCAUUUUUGGAUGGACUGAAAAAAUUCUACAUCACAAAGUUUAAAGGAUUUGAUCCCAACAUACUGUGUGUAGCUACCUUGCUCUUUGAGGGUGACAGAGAGAAGGUUCUUCAACAUGAAAAGCAAGUCUAUGAUAUUGCCACCAAGUUUGGUGGCUUGGCAGCAGGAGAAGAUAAUGGACAGAGAGGAUACAUGCUGACAUUUGUCAUCGCAUACCUUCGGGACUUGGGCCUGGAUUACUAUGUAAUAGGAGAAUCAUUUGAGACAUCUGUUCCUUGGGAUAGGGUUUUGGACCUUUGUAGAAAUGUAAAGGAAAGGAUAGUAAGAGAAUGCAAAGAAAAGGGUGUUCAGUUUGCUCCUCUUUCCACCUGUAGGGUGACACAGACUUAUGAUGCAGGUGCAUGUGUCUACUUCUACUUUGCCUUUAACUACAGAGGAAUUAGUGAUCCUAUUCAUGUCUAUGAACAAAUUGAGAGGGCUGCUAGAGAAGAAAUACUUGCCAAUGGAGGAAGUCUUUCACAUCACCAUGGAGUAGGCAAAUUGCGGAAGCGCUGGAUGAAGGAGAGCAUCUCUGAUGUUGGCUUGGGAAUGCUGAGAUCUGUUAAAGAAUAUGUGGACCCCAAUAAUAUCUUUGGAAACAAAAAUCUUUUAUAAAGCCCUGCACAAAUGAUGUACUAAAAAUUAAAAAUUACUGUUCAAAUUCCUCCACUUUCAUUGUAUUGAUAUCCCAGUAAUCAAAUAUAACAUAGAUUAAACUUUAAAAACUAGUAACUUACAUUGAUUUUUUGCUACUCCCUUCCCCCUCCCCCCAAUAAAGUGUAAACAUCACUGUUAAUGUUUAUGGACUUUUACUUACAAUGCUCUUAAACAACCCACUGGGCACAAGUACCAACCAGGAAAUGCAAAUUUGUUUUCCAAGUUUGGUGUAACACAGCUGACAGUAUUUUCAAUGCUGGAUACUGCCAGAUGUUUCUUACUUAAAGAAUCCCCUGCAAGGAGGACAAAGACUGACAACUGUGUUUUCUACAGAAGCAGCUGCUCAACCCAGCCUCUUGCUAAAGGAAAGCUGCUAAGAGACAGAUGAGAGAACACCAAGGAGUACCUCACUGUACUGAAGGAUUAAGUAUGUAACAGACUUGUAACCAGCAAAUACUUAGAGUACAAAUGUAGGCUUUGAUCAAAAGAAACAGUGUAAGUCAAAUUACUAAAAACUCAGUAGUCUCUCACUGCAGUACUACUUGAAAAUUAUACACAAUUGAACUGUUCUGAGUUGUAUUUGCAUUGCUGGGAUAAUCUUAAAUUAACUGUAGGUCAGUCACUAAGUUUUGUACAAUGGACAUUUCUCACUGUAUGUUGAAAACAGGUUUGUAACAAAAUUUUGCGUUCAUCUGUACUUCAGUCCUAGUGUGUAUGGUUUUUGAUCCUGUUUUGUUUGUUUUGCACAGAUGCAAAAUAUCUUUAUCAGCUAAAAAAAAGUUUUGGCUAUUCAAAUGAAACUGCCCAGCACUGUCUUUUGAAACAGUCUCAACAGUUUAAUAAAACACUUAAGUGGA